Molecule: messenger RNA, 1171 nt
Organism: Chroicocephalus ridibundus (black-headed gull)
Lineage: Eukaryota; Metazoa; Chordata; Aves; Charadriiformes; Laridae
Gene: SMCO4
Product: single-pass membrane protein with coiled-coil domains 4
Exons: 2
Coding region: 423-602 (59 amino acids)
Source: RefSeq, a predicted model, not a curated record
CAGAGCGGGGCCGGGAGGAGCCUCCGGCGCGGCGCGGCGCGGCCGGGGAGAGAGAGAGGGAGGGAGGGACAGACGGAGCUGCCACGUCCUCCGCGCCGAGCGGCGAGGGAAGCCAGCCCGCGCCUCAGCCCCACGUGUGGCGGAGCGGGGAAGUUGCCGGCGGCCGGCUCGGACUCUACCCCUCUCCCGCCGCCGCCCCCCGUCCUUUCCCGGGUGAGGGCAACUCCAAGUCGGGGCGCGCGGCGGCCCACUCUCGCCCGCCGUCCCGGCGGAGGCCGGCGGGGCCGUGGUUUCUUGCACAGCCGAGCACUUGAAGGAGAAGGAAUUCUUCAACCUUUUGUUUAAAAAGACCUUGGACUGUUUUUCACUGCUCAGCUCCCUUCGCUCCCCUGUUGUGGUGAACGCAAGAUCCUAAGAGGAGGAUGAGGCAGCUGAGAGGAAAACCCAAAAAAGAGACCUCCAAAGAUAAAAAGGAGAGAAAACAGGCGAUGCAAGAGGCCCGGCAACAAAUCACCACCGUCGUGCUUCCCACGCUGGCUGUGGUAGUACUGCUGAUUGUCGUGUUUGUUUAUGUCGCGACGCGUCCAAAUACAACUGAAUGAUGCAGCUUUUCAGACUUCCUAGCUUUGGGGUAUUAAUAAUUUUAUCAAGAGCCAAAAGGAACUCUCUGCCACUCUUUCAGUACUUUACAAAGGAACUUGCUGGUAUUUUCAGUCUUUCUUUUGGUUGGGGUCCCGCAGAUUCUCUUUAGGAAUGUAACAUAAAACGUAUUAGUGAAUGUGCCAGUACGUUUUAUGGUCCCGGUUCAUGUGCCUUUCAGAAUUUUAAAAUUGUGUUUUUUCUUAAAUCUGUUUGAAGCUCUAUAUUGUAAAAGGAAAUCGUGUUCGGCUAUAAAUUUGUUAAAAAAAAAUCAGCUUUCAGCUUUUAUCCCUCUUAUGGAUAAUGUUGCUCCCAUGAGCUCUUGUAUGUCUAUUUCAGAACUUCCAAAGAAGUACAGUUCUUCUUUGUACUUAAUGUCAUAUGAAGUGCUUUGAUUCAGAAAGGAUAUAUUUAUUUUUUGAAUAAAAGAGAGAAGUCUUACUUGGAAUCUUCAAAUUAUUUUGCCAAAAAGAAAAAAAAAGUGACUUAUUGUGAAAGCCUACAUUGUGUAAUAAUUUUUUCAUUAAACACU